Molecule: messenger RNA, 465 nt
Organism: Prorocentrum cordatum
Lineage: Eukaryota; Dinophyceae; Prorocentrales; Prorocentraceae
Source: the annotation of a GenBank genome assembly
AUGGCGCUGGCGGCCGAGGCCCGCGGGGCGAGGCUCGCCGACCUUGGCGGAGGCGCCGAGGACGAGGUGGGCGAUGAGGCCCCCGAGGGCGAGGCGCUUGGCGCAGGCGCUGCCCGCGGCCGUGGCAGGGGCCGUGGGAAGGCCCGCGGCAGGGGAGGUGGCGGGGGCCGCGGCGGAGCCCGCAAGGGCAUGAAGGCUAAGCCUGCCGCCGCAGCUGUCUUGAAGCGCCCUGCAGCGGCCGCUCCAGGUGGGGCUGCCAAGUUCGCGAUGCCGAAGGGCAUCGACUACAGCCGCUGCCUCAACAAAAAGGACGCCAUGUGCCGCGACAAGAACACGUUCGCAUCUCGUGCGUAUUCUGCCGCGAUCUCCUCGGCGAAGGCCAUGGGGAUCACUGGUGACAUUUUGAAGGUGAUUGGCCGCGCGGCCUACGAGGACGCUGGGAGCUUCUGGAGCACCGCCCGCUAG